AGUCUCAGAAUGUUGGCCAUCGCUCUCCUAGCCUUUCUUUGUGUCUCAGCCUCUGCCAAUGAGAUUCAGGCCAAGUCCUCCUCUUAUAAUGGGGAAUAUGGAGGUGUUCAAGGAAAGCGAUUCAGUCAUUCUGGCAACCAGAUGGAAGGCCCCAUCACUGCCAUCCGUGUUCGAGCCGACACAUACCACAUCAUAGGGCUCCAGGUCCGCUAUGGCAGGGUGUGGAGUGACCCUGUAGGAGGCACCCGUGGAGACUUGGAAGAGAUCUUUCUGCACCCUGGGGAAUCAGUGAUUCAGGUGUCCGGCAAAUACAAGCACUGUCUCAGGAAGCUGGUCUUCAUCACAAACAUGGGCCGCCACCUGUCUUUUGGAGGAGAAACAGGCAUAAGUUUCAAUGCUGUUCCUUUGCAUCCUAACAGUGUACUUCGAUACAUCAGUGGCCGAGCGAAUAACUACAUCACUGCCAUUGGCCUGCACUGGGCUACCAACCCUAGUAACCAUAACAACUGCUGAGCCCUUGGCUUCUUGUUUGCCAGGGACACUGUGUGAGCACUCCCUUGGUACCAGCCCUAUGAAAACAACUUAAUAAAUGCACAUGACUAAA
This is a messenger RNA of Peromyscus maniculatus bairdii (prairie deer mouse), 604 nucleotides long. Its product is annotated as zymogen granule membrane protein 16-like. The record is from RefSeq and is a predicted model, not a curated record. Lineage: Eukaryota; Metazoa; Chordata; Mammalia; Rodentia; Cricetidae.